ACCGGGAUCCCCAACUUCUAUGGGUCAUACUCAAUGGAUUUUACUCACCCUGACGGCCGUCAUUGCACAGUACGACUGAUACUUAUUGAGCUCGUUGAUGGGUGUACAAUGAAUACCCUGGACCCAAAAAGCCUGUCACAACUGGUCCGGAAAGCCAUCAUGGAACAAAUUAUCACUGUGGAGUCACGUGUUUACGAGAUUGGGGUUGAUCAUUUCAAUACAUAUCCGCGGAAUGUCCUGAUAGAAGGAUUGGAGAUGGGUCCGUCGAGAGUGCAUAUCAAGUUGGUUGAUUUCGGCCAUGCAAAAAUCGGCCGAUCUCCUCAUCCAGAACAAAUUCCGGAGAGUCAUUAUCUCGGGGGGACAUCCAUUAGCCCGAUUCUGAGGUGGACUACAGAUGGUGAAAGAGAGCCCAUGGAUAGCUACGAUGAGUGGGUGGAUUGGGACUGGAAUGAGUGGAUU
Aspergillus sclerotioniger CBS 115572 is the source of this 459-nucleotide messenger RNA. RefSeq lists its product as uncharacterized. Gene Ontology annotation, molecular function: ATP binding; protein kinase activity. Gene Ontology annotation, biological process: protein phosphorylation. NCBI's taxonomy places the organism in Eukaryota, Fungi, Ascomycota, Eurotiomycetes, Eurotiales, Aspergillaceae. The annotation marks the transcript as partial. The record is from RefSeq and is a predicted model, not a curated record. The transcript has a single exon.